AAGCAGUGGUUUAAUGUAAUUGGCCAAAGAUCCAAUUUUUGGAAAGAAAGAGAAAGUCAAUAGGAGAAAUUAGCGAGAGAUAUGAUGAGUUUUAGCGGCAACAACAGAAAUGCCUUCUUCUGUUACCACUUUCUUAGCUCACCCUUUUCAUUAUUCUUGUUCCUUUGUUUAAUUUGGAGUGAUUUCCUUGUUUUUACGCAACAUUUUUCAGAUUUAUUUUAAUGGCAAUGGGGUUGCGUUCCAAGCUUAAUCAUGGCAAUUCUUCACUCCCUCGUUCUCCUCCUUAUCUCUUUUCCUCUGUUUGUCUCUUGGCUUUUCUCUCUCUUGCCGCUCUUCUUGUUCUCAAGGUUGAUGAUGUUGCAUAUCAGACGAAGACAGUUGCAGGACACAAUUUAAAGCCUACACCAUGGCAUUUGUUUGAGCCUAAAGUCUUUGAUGAAGGAACAAGCUAUUCUCGGGCUACUAAGAUUGUACAAUGCCAAUAUUUCCAGUGUCGCUCUAAUGCCAUCCCCAAUGAUCCACAGCUUGACCCGUCUAAACUGGCAUCAUGUCCAGCAUUCUUCAGAUACAUACACAGAGACUUAGCGCCGUGGUCCAAAAGCAGAAUAAGUUUACAACGGGUGAUGGAAGCAAAGGAGUAUGCAGCUUUUCGAGUUGUAAUUGUUGGAGGCCGUUUAUUUGUGGACUUCUAUUAUGCUUGUGUACAAAGUCGUAUGAUGUUUACUGUAUGGGGUUUGUUACAGCUUCUUAAAAGAUAUCCUGGCCUUGUCCCUGAUGUUGAUUUAAUGUUUGAUUGCAUGGACAAGCCUGCAAUUAAUAGAACAGAACAUCGUUCAAGGCCUUUGCCACUUUUCCGGUACUGCACCACUAAUGAACAUUUCGACAUCCCAUUUCCUGAUUGGUCUUUCUGGGGUUGGCCUGAGGUGAACGUAGGACCCUGGGAUGCCGAGUUUAGAGAUAUAAAAAGAGGUUCUCGUUCUAGAAGCUGGCCGAAGAAAUGGCCUUACGCCUACUGGAAAGGGAACCCAGAUGUUGGCUCCCCAAUCCGUUCAGCCUUAUUGGAGUGUAAUAAUACUAAACAAUGGAGGACACAGAUCCUUCGUCAGGAUUGGGGAGAAGAAGCAAGGGCCGGUUACAAGAAGUCGAAACUAUCUAGCCAGUGUGAUCAUAGGUAUAAAAUUUAUGCUGAAGGGUAUGCCUGGUCUGUAAGUCUCAAAUACAUACUGUCGUGUGGCUCCCUUACACUGUUAAUUGCUCCUCAGUAUGAAGAUUUCUUUACGCGUGGCCUUCUGCCAAAGAAAAACUACUGGCCUGUACCCCGUACUGAUCUAUGCCCAAACAUAAAGCAGGCUGUCGACUGGGGAAAUUCACACCCUGCUGAGGCCGCAGCUAUGGGAAAAGCUGGUCAAGAUUACAUGGAUACUUUAAACAUGGACCGUGUAUACGAUUACAUGUUCCAUCUCCUUAUGGAGUAUUCAAAGUUACAAGACUUCAAGCCAAUUCCACCUUCAUCUGCCCAGGAAGUCUGUAUCGAAUCUUUGCUUUGCUUUGCUGAGCCAAAGCAGAAGCAGUUCCUAGAGCAGUCAGCUACGUCUCUUGCAUCUAUGCCCCCAUGUGUCCUGCCUAAUGCUGAUGGCAGGAUACUAAAGAGGUGGAAAAUGCUUAAGGAGAGAAUAAUGAAGGAUGUCGCCCAACAAACGUGAUAGAGCUACAUCGUUCAUUCACCAUCUAAGUUACAAGGUAGCUAUUGUUAAUGGGGUAUCAAUUAUCAUAUGAUAUGCAGAAUAUAAAGGAAUCUUAUCAAAUGAAGCCAGUGGGUGCCCGCUUUAACAGUGCAAAAAGAAAAGGCUACACAACACAAAAUUGAUGUGUUUUUUUACUCAUCCUUCUCAUUCUCUUUGAUGAUGGAUAAUUAUGUUAUGCAAGUAUAUAAUUCUUUGUUAGUGGUUUGGAAAGCAAUGAUAAAAACACCCUUGGGAUUUCGACUUUUUAGUCCAAUCUUGAGGCUUUUAUUUAUAUGGGUAGAUUAUUCAAUGUAGGGUAUUGUGGUCUACUUCUUAAUAUAAUAAGAGGUUAGUUUUAUAAUUAUAAGAAAACACAUGAGAUUGGACUGUUUAACGUCCAUCCCAGGGAUGAACUAGGAGUUUCUCUGAUUAAGGAAGCUGCUCAUAGAAGAGGCGGUAUGGUCUGUUGAUUUGUACUAGAAAUGCUACUGAUACACUUAUACUUGAUAGUUGCAGUGCAUAUUUCCAGUUUCCUUUGGUGCAAUUUAAGCUCUCUAAUAAUUUAUUUA
Chenopodium quinoa (quinoa) is the source of this 2293-nucleotide messenger RNA. Its product is annotated as O-glucosyltransferase rumi homolog. The transcript has 6 exons. The coding region runs from base 222 to 1703 and encodes 493 amino acids. Lineage: Eukaryota; Viridiplantae; Streptophyta; Magnoliopsida; Caryophyllales; Amaranthaceae. The record is from RefSeq and is a predicted model, not a curated record.